Molecule: messenger RNA, 2357 nt
Organism: Megalopta genalis
Lineage: Eukaryota; Metazoa; Arthropoda; Insecta; Hymenoptera; Halictidae
Cellular component (GO): membrane
Source: RefSeq, a predicted model, not a curated record
ACACAGAGAGUUCACUUCAGUCAGUCGCUGUUUGGCCACCGAGCGGGUCUCAGUCGGGCUCUUUCAGUCAGUCGGGCGCGCUCUUUCUUCUCUCUCUCUCUCCACUUUCUUCCUCACUCUCUCCGACAGAGCCGCGGUCCGUUCCAAUUUCCGUCGAACAUCGCUUCCCUUUGGUCGCGAACUUUCGUCCACCUCGGGAACCCUUUUCUCGGUCGGCGGAGUUUCUGCGGAAGUUGGCCUUGGAACGUCCUUGGACCUUCAGCCGCCACUGAGAAACAACCAUAAUCGGCUGACUAUACGGCGGUUCCGCGCGCGCGAAACAUCGCUGCGGGAACGGUGUCUCCGGGGCACAUGGACUCAGAGACACGAGGGAUGGAGAAGGGAUCAGCGUGAAGCACUUCUGCCAGAUACCACGCUCCUGGCUGCAGUACGUGGACGGUGGUUGCUGGAAUAGUCACAGUCGGCUUUCCGCGGGCUACGUAUCAUCCACGGGCUGCGAAUCCUCGCAGAGGAUCCACCUUCGCCUUUCAGCGACCCUCCACCGAGGACCAUGAAGAGAUCUUCGAGCCAUCUCUCGAGGAUCCUCACCUCUAUUCUAUGCCUGUUCAUGGUUUGCCUGCUUCCUGCCAGGACAACGAAAAUAACGAUUGUUCCAGGUGCUCUAGAGGAGAACUGCACAGAUUUCCAGGGCGGCACUGUCCGGCACGGGGAGCUAUACGUGCCGGGCCCAUCGGUCUGCAGUCUCUGCGUUUGCUAUCACUCGGAGCCAAUGUGGUGUAAAGCGAUCUACUGUUCGCCGCCCUACAGAUGCAAGAUGUUCCGGGUCGGCGAGCGUUGCUGCGAGUUCGAGUGCCUGAACGACACGGUCGCGGACUGGACCAGCUCGCCGCGCCUGAUCAUCGCAACCGGGUCCGCACAGGUACAGGAGCAGAAUGCCGCCGUUUGGCUGGUGGGGCUAUUCGCGUUGCUGAAGGCGCUCUAGUUCCUCCGGUUCCGGUACCUGGGACUCGGCCUCUGGGACAUUACGGAACGGUACGGAGCAGCAGCACCGGGUGCGAGCGUGUACGAGAGGGUGCGGGCCGACACGGGAAUCUACGGGGGAUGAAACAUGUCCGAUCAGAGGGGAGUUUGUAUCGCGGCUUGACGAUACUCGAGGAGGAAUGCGACGCAGCCACAUCAGCUUCUUCUCGGGAGAGGAUGCUCGAUCUUUGUUCUAGAUCGUAGACUCUAGAUCUAUCUUGUUACUGGCGCGACUGGCAGAAUUUUUUCAGUUGUUUCGAACCAGCAGACUGCGGAUUUUCAUGCGACACGAAACGGUCUGCAUCGUGAAACAGCGAUCACGCGGAGCGUUCUUUCUUUCUCGAAUAAUUUGUGAAUAAAUCAAAAAUCGUACGUUUUUAAAUUCUUCGAAUCUUUCUACCGGUUCAAAGGCGGAUAUAAAGUCCGCAGUCUAGUAAUAAGAGUUCGAGCAGUCACGAGGGCUGUUAUCGUUGCCAUCGUGAGCACAUUGUGGAUCUUUGUCGCUGGAACUGUCGAAUCCUAAGCGAGAUACAUCUUGGAAUGUAUAGGAACAUUCUUGAAAUUUGUCCGAGGUCCUUGCAGUUUCGCAUUUGUUCCAUAGUGAUUUUCAUCUAAAAUGCAUAAAAUCGAACGGUGAGAUUGAAUUUACUCGCUAGAUAUUCGUACGAUUUUCAUUGCCACGUGCUUGGACAACGAGCUUCGUUGAAAGGUCUCUCAUCGAACGUUUUCGAAACCUUAAUAAUCGCGAGGGAAGAGAUCAGAGACGAGUUUGACAGUUCUAGCGUAGCGUAGAAAUUAAAAUAACGUUCGCGUUGAUGAAAAUUGUUAGCAGUUUGCUGUUGUUUCUCCGUUGAGAAAUUACCGCGAUCUUCUUAGUUCUGUAAAAUGAUUCAUCGUUUGCACAAAGAUCCACAGUCGUUUCUCACGCCUUUACUCGAAUAAGAUCGCCCUGUUUGUUUAUAUUAUCGGCUCUAUUUUCCGAGGUGUAAUUCAAUUAUCCUUCCGCGAAUUGCCAAAGGUUUAGUCCUGCAUUAGGUGCGACGUAAGAAUUCGACGCGAUCGCACUUAAACUGUGAGAAGUAUAGUUCAAGAGAUACCCGAAGAAGCGCCUAAUUCAGGGUACAUUAACCGCAGCAGUUUCGAUUUUUAGAUAAUCAGACGUCGACGUAUUGUUACAUCGCUGAAGAGAUUAAUCUUCGUUCAUGGUGGCAGCUCGGGCACAGAGAGUCGAACUAUGGCGUUCAAUCUAUUAAAACGAGCGAUACGAACCUCUUCAGGAUCGGUUUAUUGACAAAAAAAGAAGAAAAAGAAAGAAUUAUAUUUUCCUUUACAAAGAA